Molecule: messenger RNA, 1176 nt
Organism: Juglans regia (Persian walnut)
Lineage: Eukaryota; Viridiplantae; Streptophyta; Magnoliopsida; Fagales; Juglandaceae
Exons: 1
Coding region: 1-1176 (391 amino acids)
Source: RefSeq, a predicted model, not a curated record
AUGUCGGUAAAUUUGUUUCGUAUGGGUGAACAAUAUAUUUCUCUUAGAGUGGGUGAUGGUGUUGAGCAAUUUUUAUUAAAUGUGAUAUAUGCUAAGUGUACAAGAGCUGAUAGAUGCAGAUUGUGGGAUGAACUUUGUGCUCAGUCUAUGGGCUUACAGCUGUGCAUGUAUGUGGGGGACUUCAACAUCAUUCGGAAUGAUUCCGAGAGAUGUGGGGGUAGGCCAAGGCUUCUUGGAGCCAUGGAGGAUUUUAAUAAUUGGAUUCAGCAGGGGGGUUUGAUUCAAAUGGCUUCAAAGGGAAGUGUCUUCUCUUGGUGUAAUGGGCAGCAUGGUCUUGCUCGCUCUUGGGCAUGGCUGGAUCAUGUUUUGAUUGAAGUAUCUUUUCUUUCGGUUUUUCCUAAUGCUAUUUGUUCUUAUUUGUCAAGAUCUACUUCGGAUCAUGCUCCUAUGUGUAUUGAGUUCAAGCAAGAUCUGUUUUCCUAUGGCCCUGCCCCUUUUAGGUUCCAACAGAUGUGGGUGGAACAUCAAAAUUUUCUGGAUUGUGUUCGGCAAGCUUGGGAAUCUCGAUCGGGUGGUUCAGCCAUUCAAAAUCUUAUUAUGAAGCUUAAACAGACUAAAGUUGCUUUGUGUGCUUGGAACAAAAGGGUUUUUGGGCAUACGGUGAGUCAUAUUGUUACCCUUGAGGAAAGGGUCGAGGAGCUUGAAUUAAAGCUUCAAUUACAUUGGGAAGAAGAUAUUGAUCGAGAGCUUCAGGGGGCUAUUUUAGAUUUAGCAAUUUGGAGGCAUCGGGAAGAAAUUAGAUUGUCUCAAAUGGCCAAGCUAAAAUGGAAAGUGGAUGGGGAUCGGAAUUCAAAAUUUUUUCAUGCUUGUUUAGCUAAUAAAAGGCGAAAGAGGGUUCUUGAGAUGUGUUCAAAUGAGGUGGUUUAUACGUCUCCAGAGUCUAUACAUCAAGGGGCGGUUGAUUAUUUUUCAAACUUCCUUCAGGGGGUGUCGCCAGUUGAGAAUCCAAACCUUGAGGGGCUUAUUGAUUCAGUUAUCUCUGGGGAGGAGAAUGCCUCUUUGGUUCGUGCGCCUUCCUUGGAUGAGGUUUUGAUGCUUUAUCUUCUAUUUCUGUUAAUAGUGCUCCUGGUCCUGAUGGUUUUGGCUCUGGGUUCUAUAAAAGCUAUUGGGAGGUAG